Molecule: messenger RNA, 765 nt
Organism: Fonsecaea monophora
Lineage: Eukaryota; Fungi; Ascomycota; Eurotiomycetes; Chaetothyriales; Herpotrichiellaceae
Exons: 2
Coding region: 1-765 (254 amino acids)
Source: RefSeq, a predicted model, not a curated record
AUGGCAGAGUCUGGGUUUGACAUAGGGUUCGGCCUCGAAGGUUCGCACGUACUGGUAACCGGAUCUUCGGGGGCCAUUGGAUCAGUGGUGGUCAAAGCAUUCCUUGCCGCAGGCGCAUAUGUGUCGGCAUUUGAUCUUGUCGAGCCUCGACAACCCAUCCAAAACGAGCGGCUCAACUUCUACCAGGUCGACAUCACAGAUGAGUCCAGGGUAGAGCAGGCUAUGGAGUCAGCCAGGACUGUGUUCGGGUCCCUCGUCGACAUGCCACUUAGAGCAUGGCAGAAAGUGCUGAAUGUCAAUGUCGACGGCACAUUCCUGACCUGUCGAGCGUGGCUUCGAGGCAUCAGAAGUCACGCAACACCCGCGGCCAAAAAUAUCUCUGCUAUUCUUUUCGGUAGCGAGGCCGGAACCUUUGGAGUUCCAUUGUGCGCGCCGUACGCCGCUUCGAAGUCGGCGAUUCAACACGGCCUUGUCAAAUCGCUUGCUCGCGACGCCGUCAACAUCAACCCACGUUGUCGUAUCAAUGCCGUCGCGCCAGGUCCUGUAGCCACAGCGCAAUUUCAAAAGGAAUGCGACGAUGAUCCAAAGGCUUUGUGGCGCGAAGCCCAAGCAACCGUUGCAUUACAUCAGCCGGUUCCAAUUGAGGCGGUUGCAAGAGCCUGUCUAUUCCUCGCAAGCGAUAAUUUUUCUGGUAAUAUAACUGGACAAGUGUUGCCGGUUGACUCUGGGAAGAGUGGCGCUCUGCUGUGGCCAGAAGCACCAUAG